Saprolegnia diclina VS20 is the source of this 3369-nucleotide messenger RNA. RefSeq lists its product as hypothetical. The transcript has 3 exons. The record is from RefSeq and is a predicted model, not a curated record. Lineage: Eukaryota; Oomycota; Saprolegniomycetes; Saprolegniales; Saprolegniaceae. Bases 18 to 3305 code for a protein of 1095 amino acids.
GCUGACUUGUGAUCGCCAUGGAAGCGUACCCGUCGGAGCUGCGCGAGGUCCCUUGCCCGCUCGUGGCUGCGCUCGGGCCCAAGGACAUCCAGACGCGCAUCCUCCCGGUGCUGCGCUCGGUCAAUGACGAGUUCAUUCCGCGCAUUCACUUGACAAGCGCCAGCUACGAGCACCGCUUUGUGUUCCCGGCCAAGAAGGAAAAGACCGAGAUGGCCAAGGCGCCGGCCAAGACUGGUAUCCUCAAGACGCGCUGGCUCAAGAAGCACCACGAGCUGCUGCCGUCGCUUGUCCUCCUCUUCUACGCGUUCGAGCCGCGCCUCGCGCAGCGCGACUGGGCGAUCCAAGAAACCGUCAUCCGCGACGAAGUCGAGGAUCUUCGGCGCAACCUCGCGGGCCGCGACUGCAAGAUCUUGCUAGUGCUCGUGCAGCUGCUCGACGAUGGCCCGCCGUCGAACGGCGGCAACGCGGACGAGCGGCUCGCGAGCCUCCGGAAGCGCGCCGAGCUCGACUCGAAGAGCGUGUAUCUGCUGAAAGAGGCAAGUCGCACGUCGCCCAUGAUCAUCAAGCUCGAGCGCGCGAUCCGCGAGCAUGCGAUCGAGUACUACAAGACGCAGGCCAAGCGCGUCAAGAAGGCCAAGAAGCCGUCGCGCGCGAUCGCGGUCCGCCAUGGCUUCAAGGUCGGACACUACUACGAGUUCCGCCGCCAUACCGCCAAGAUGCUACAGCACUACGAAGGCGCGUACAAGGCACUGCUCGCGAUGCCCAUGACGAGCAACGACGCCGAGCCCGACGCGCACACGCAGAUCAAGGCGGUCGCUGAGUUUCUCCACUUCAAGCUCGUGUACCACCACAUCUUUUCGUCGCACAACCUCAAGCUCGCGAUCGACCAGCUCCAGCGACACAUGAAGGCCUUUAGCCGCGCAGUGGGCCCGCUCGACCGCGCGUACGAGCACUGGGCGUGGGUCUCGCGGCAGUACCACGUGUUUGGCCAGCUCCUCUUGGAGGCGCAGUCGCUCAAGCUUUCGUCGGCCGGCGUCGAGUCGGACCUGUACAAGGAACCGUACCUCUACUUUAGCGCGGCCGCCAAGUACGCGACGUGGCGCCGCAAGGCUGCGGCCAAGCUCGGCGUGAGCUUUGACCCGUCGGCGACUACCGACGGCGUCGUUGUGACCCCCUCCGCCUUUGUGGGCGGCGACCCGAGUUUGGCCAGCAGCGGUCCGACUUUGCCCGAGUGGCGCGCGCGGCUGGAAACGUGUGUACCGCAAGCUCACCUCGGGAUCCGCCUCUUGGAGCUAGCGACGCAGUACCUCGUGCACUACCAGAGCAACCACAUGCCUCGGCACCGGCUCAAGAACCGAUUCUUGCUGCGGUUGGGCAUCGAGCGGCUCGCGGCCAACGACUAUCCGCAAGCACGCAUCGAUUUGAGCCGGGCUAAAGUCGCGUACAGCCAAGAGCGCUGGUGGGCGCAGGUCUCGCAGGUACUCAAGCAACUCCUCCUCUGCGCGUUCUACCAGCGCGACACGCUCGCGUAUCUCGACUGCACGCUGCAGCUGCUCUCGCCCAAAGUCGAAGAGUUUGUGCCGCACGCCGAGCGGCUCACGCUCCAAGACGGGUUUGUCCACGCGUGGAUGACGCCCAACGACGACGAGGUGCUACCCGAACCGUCCUACGAACUCGCGCUCGACCGGGCACGACCCGUCAUCUACUGCGGCGUCGAAUUUGCCAGCGCCGAGGCGUAUGUCUGUGACAGUAUGACGCUGACAUUGACGCUCGAGUCGUCGUUGCCGGCACCGCUGACGAUGACCAAGAUCGCGGUCGUCUUUAGCGACGAUCGGUACGACCAGAUGCUGGUCCACGGCGACCAAUGCGACUUGACGCUGCCGUCCAAAGCGCCGACGACCUUGUCGCUCACCAUGACGCUCCUCCCGGACGGCGCGUCCAUGCUGCAGUGCCACGAAGUACGUUUCGUGCUCGAGAACCCACGCGGCCAGAGCUUGAUCUUGGUCGCGCGGACGUCGCGGCCGAACGUGCACAUCCUCAAGCGCCGCAACAGCCUCGUCGCGUGGGACGGCGUCGUGCCCGGCAUGGGCAUGGGCGCCGGGUCGCCGAGCUUCCAGCGCUCGAAAGCCACCGAGUUGCUGUACGACGAGCCGGACGACGUUGGCGACGUCGGUAGUUUUGUGACGAUUCUGCAGCCGCGCGCCCACGCGCGUCUCGAUCUCGCACCCAACUCGCCGACGCACGUGCUCGUCGACGACCUUACGACGGUUGCGCUCAUCUUGUCGUCGCUCGACGAUGUCGUGGACACCGCGACGUACAAGAUUGUGUGUGAACCAUCGGUCGCCACGCUUCUCGAUGCGCAUUUGCUCUACGACGCGACGACCAAGGAGCCGCUGGCACUCGACGACGUUGGCCAGCCGACAAGUGUCUUGUCCCUUGCGUCGAUGGCGCCGCAGACGACGCAGACGCUGCAAGUCGGGCUCAAGUGCGCCGUGCCGUGCUCGCUCCAAGUGCACAUCACGGUCCAGUACACGACGGCGGUCGGCGUGACUGUGACGCUUGACGCGAGCUUUGCGUUCAACUGCAAGGCGCCACUGCAACUGACCGCGCUCGUGCACGCACCGUUUCCAACAACCGCGCGGCUGGCGCCGUCCGUCGCGACCGUCGGGCGGCCCGUGCACUUGUACGCGACCCUCUCGAGCGUGGCGCAGAUGCCGCUCGAGAUUCUCUCGGUCGACGCGUCGAUGGCCGACGUCGUUGUUGUCGAAAGCCUUGUCGGUGGCGUCACGACCGGCUUUGAGCUUGGCGACGGAGACCAGCACAGCCUUGUUUUGCGGCUCGUGCCCCGCGCGAUGCUGGCGCAAACGAGCGUCGGGUGCGUCCGCGUCCGAUGGCGUCGGGCAACCGGUGACGUGGUCGUGUCGACGCUGCCGUUACCGCCAAUGACGUUUGUCGUCGCGCCAGUGAGCGUCGACGUCGAUGUCCCGUCGUUUGGCCGCGAAGGGCACCUGGCCCCGCUGCGUCUGCAUACGACCAACCACACCACCGGCGUGCUCAAGGUCCAAGUGAAGCUCUCGAACGACUCGGACUUCCUCGUCUCGGGUGUGACGGAGUGCUCGGAGGACGUCUUGCCGGGCGAAGUGCUCACAUCCACUUUUGGCUUGAUCCCGAUGCAGUCGGGACAUCUCAAGCUACCCAAGAUGGAAGUGCUGCACGUCGAUGCCAACGAGUGGAUCGUGUCGGUGGACGAGCGCACCGAGCUCUACGUCGUACCCGCCAACUACACUGCCGAGAUUACUGCCUAGUGGAAUGGAUUCUGCAAGUAUCUCGCCGUAAUUAUAAACGCGAUAUUGUCUGUGUACUUGUGGA